Messenger RNA from Prorocentrum cordatum, 1206 nucleotides. NCBI's taxonomy places the organism in Eukaryota, Dinophyceae, Prorocentrales, Prorocentraceae. The record is from the annotation of a GenBank genome assembly.
AUGCCAGGGCGGGCGCAGCUCACAGAAAGGGGCGGCCUCCUCGCGCUGCUGGUGGAGCUGAGCCCGGAGAGCCGGGCGGACCCGGAGGAGCAGACCAGGCUGAGGGGCAUCGUGGAGGACUUCGCCACGGAUCCUUCGGAGGAGCCGUCCAAGGGCCCGCCCACCAGCAGGUCGCUCGCCUGGACGAGACCAGGGCACUUCGGCUUCCAGGAGGCCCUGCGCGCCGCCUGGCUCGCGCGGGAGCGCCGGGAGGCCCGCCAUCGCGAGCGGGAGCGCGGCCUGCUGCGGCGGCACGGCCUGGGGCCCGAGGUGCGCCGCGAGUUCCGCGGCCAGCUGGUGGAGGUGCACGCCCUCUUCGAGGAGGCUCGAGCGCUGCAGCGCCAGCGGGAGGCGCCGCCAGCGGCGCCGCCCGCGCCGCCGCCGCCGCCGCAGGGCCCCGCCGGGGAGGGCCUUGCGGUCGCCCUCCCCAGGCUGCGCGCCCAGGAGGUGAGGCACCUCAUGGGGCGGCUGGGCGUGAGCGUGCCGCCGCCGAAGGGCGAGAGCCGCCGCGGCUCCGUCGACGGCGGCCUCGGCGAUGGCCUCGGCGCGGCCGCGGGCGUCGAGGACGGCGAGGACGGGGCGCUGACCUUCGCCGGGCUGCUGGCGGAGGUGCGGGCCAGGCGCCGCGAGCUGAUGCGGGAGAGGCAGGACCUGGUGGAGGGCGUCCUCCGGGGCUUCCGCAAAAACACCAGGGGCGAGCUGUCCAUGGAGGACGUCUGCAGCAUCGUCGGGGAGCUGGGCCUGUUUCCGAACAGCCCCGACCUGCAGCGCCACGUCGCGCAGCUCAUCGAGGAGGGGGACGCGGACGGCUCCGGCGGCUGGUCCCUCGCGGAGCUGGCGCUGCUGAUCCAGAGGGUCGACGAGAGGCUCGGCCAGCUGAGGCGGAGCAGUGAGGACGCGCGCGCGGAGGAGAUGAGCUUCUCGGGAGAGGAGGUCCGCCGCCUCCGGGACGCGUUCGACCGACACAGCGCCGACGGCGAGAUGAGCCACGAGCAGGCCGAGCACGCAGUCGGCCUGCGGCUGGGCCUGCGGCUGUCGCAGAGGAGCCUCGCGCAGCACCUGGAGGUAGUUGACCCCGCCUGCGGGAGCCUCUGCUUCGUCAAGUUCAUGGAGCUCGUCCGGUCGAUCCAGAACUCGCAAGGCGGGCUCUUACUUCGUAUUGACUAG